CCCAUUUUAGAGUUUGCACGACUUACAAGUUACAAUUGGGAGAGGGGAGAGCGAGGGAACGACGACCGAUCGGCGAAGAGAACAAAAGAAGGGGGACAGUGCUGAACAGUCGGAAUUGCGCCACUAUGGACGACGAUAAGUCGAGCAGAGGAGAUUGGCGAAUGUCUCAGUUCAAGUGACUCCCAUGUGGCCCAGUCUGGCUUCAUUGACAGACAACACCACCAUUCUAGACAUUCUGCUGGUCUACCUCCAUAUUUCCUAAUCUUCAAUAUAAAAGGAUUGCCUGUAACCCGCCCCUCAUGCUUCGUCAAGUUGGUCUUCAUACUGAACACCGUUCAUCACUGUACAAAGAAUGUUGGCGAUCAAUGACCACCAGCAAAAGAGUGCAGGACCGGAGCAAAAAUAAGCGUGUGAAUGACCUUGAAGUUGUUGUGGAAAGGCACAAAAUCCUCUCCAAGGUCCUCUUCAUACUUGAAACUCUCAAGCAAGAGUCUGAUCAAAUCAUCACAGUUCGUUCCCUUGAUCAGUACCGGAGGCAAGUUAACCUCCCAAAACCUCACAAGUUCUCAGAUUUCCUCCGGAAAUCUCCCAAAAUUUUUGAUCUGUACAAGGACCGCAAGGGAGUUUUAUGGUGUGGGUUGACAAAAGAAGCUGAAAGUCUAUUGCAAGAAGAAGAUGAACUAAUAGAAAAGAACAGUGAUAAAGCUGCUGAAUAUGUGACUCGGAUGCUAAUGAUGUCGGUUGAUAAGCGCAUUAGCCUGGAUAAGAUUGCUCAUUUCAGGAGGGAUAUGGGGCUGCCUUUGGAUUUCAGGAGCGGCUGGGUGCACAGGUAUCCCAAAUACUUUCGAGUGGUGAGACCCUUUGUGCCAUAUGAUGAGGGCGAGUAUUUGGAACUCGUGAACUGGAAUUCUAGUUGGGCCAUUACAGAGUUGGAAAAGAAACAUUUGGGUGUUUGCAAUGCUCCUGAAGGUUAUGCUCCGGGCCUUCUCUCCUUGUCUUUUCCAAUGAAGUUCCCCCCUAACUAUAAGAAAAAAGUCUCCACGUACAAAGUUCAGAUUGAGAAGUUUCAGAAGAGGGAGUAUUUGUCUCCUUAUGCGGAUGCGAGUGGGUUAAAGGCAGGGUCCAAGGAGUUUGAUAAGAGGGCAGUGGCCGUGAUUCAUGAGUUGCUAAGCUUUAUGAUUGAGAAGAGGAUUGUGACAGAUCAUUUGACACAUUUCAGGAGGGAGUUUGUGAUGCCUCAGAAGCUGAUGAGACUGUUGCUCAAGCAUAUUGGCAUCUUUUAUGUCUCAGAGGGAGGGAGGAGAUUUAUUGUCUUCUUGAAUGAACCAUAUGAAGGCUCGGAUUUGGUUGAGAAACAUCCUCUAGUUUCUUGGAAACAAAAGGUUCUUAGCCUUGUUGGGUAUAGGAGAAAGAGAGAGAAGGAAGAGGUGUUGGAUGGUCUACAUGAAAGAGACGAUAUAAGCUUAUUUCAAAGCGAUUCUGAAGAAGAUUAUGGUAUUCAGUUUGUACGUGACGAGGAGGAGGAGAUGAGUGGUGUGGACAACGAUUCAAUCAAAAGUGAUCACGAAAUGGAUAUUGAGGAGAUUUGUGAUGCAUAUAAAGCAUCGGGAUGAACGGUCCUGCAAUUUCCUAAUGUUACCCAAGAAAUAUUCGAUGCAUUAUGCAUAUAGUUUGACAGCUGACCUUGAAACUAAAUACUACUUCCGUUCCUGAGUAUUUUUCCAGUUUUGACUUUUUUCAGUCAAUUAUUUUCAACAUUUGACCUAUAAUUAAAUAAAAUAUAUAUUUCCUAUUAAUUAGAUAAAAUAAUAUUUUGAAAAUAUUUUAUAUAAUAAAUCUAAUAAAACUAUUUUUGUAUCAAUGUCGAGUAUUAUUUUUAUUUAAUUUAGGGUCAAAGUUUGCCAAUUUUGACUGAAAAAAGUUAAAAAUGGAUAAAUACUUUGGGACGGAGGGAGUAAAAGGGAUCAUCCAACAAUCCUCAGAAAGAGAAGAUGAAAAAAGAUAAAAGAUGGGGACGUCAAAUGGAUUUGGAGCAAGUGAUGAUUUAUGUUUGAUGCCAAUGGUUUAAUUAGCAAGUAAAUUUCCACGUAUAGCUGCCAUCUCACUUGAGUAUGUAGAGAAGCUUCUUCCUCAUGAAACCACCUGGAAUAGUAAACAAGAUAUUGUUUU
Molecule: messenger RNA, 2169 nt
Organism: Cuscuta campestris
Lineage: Eukaryota; Viridiplantae; Streptophyta; Magnoliopsida; Solanales; Convolvulaceae
Source: the annotation of a GenBank genome assembly